GAUUAUGAAUUUAGUUUUGUUGCAUGAAGCCUUUCAGUUUCGCCACCACAUUGCAAGCGCUAGCUACUCCAAAAUUUUCACUCUCUCUAUCUCUAAAGCACUUUUUUUUUUUUUUUCAAUUUUCUUUCCAUUUUAAAUAACUACUCUAUAUUGUGUUUGAAGACUCUUCAUCCAGUUAUGGCUUAUUGGGAUGCUCGUCUGAUGUUUGAACUGUAUUUAUUUGAUUAUCUGAGAAAAAAUAACAUGCAUCAAACGGCUGAGAUUUUCUACAGAGAGGCCAAUCUUACAUUUGAUCCUAGUAUGCCUGCUGCAAUAGAUGUUCUGAAGGGGUUUUUGCACGAGUGGUGGUCAUUUUUCUAUGACAUGUAUAGAUCACGGCAGCUGACGGAUUGUGGUUCCCAGCAGAGUCUAUCAAAUAUGGUUGAGCAAAUGAUGGAAGCUAAGCAACAACUUGAUCCUUCUCCGUCCAGAAACUAUGUAAUGGAUGAGCAAACAAUUUCACGCUCGCUAGCUAGUGCUGAUUCUGACACUGGGGUCAAUCCAAUGGAAUCAAUGGGGUUCCCUUUAAUAGUAGCAGAUCCAAGUCCCUUCAGCAGCUCAUCAUUGUUGCAUCAACAAGAUAUAUUCACAUCCACAUCCACAUUGAAUCUUCCUGGAAGCUUUCUCAAUUUAACUUCUCAAGAAGUGGGCAGUUUGGUUUUUGAAGCAGCAAAAAAAGCUACUAUUCCAUCUGACAAGAGCUCGGGUCUAUGUGAAAAGGAAGAGAAGAGGAAGAAAGGCGAACGUGAAGGUGCAAACCAUGGAAUUGACAGAAGGCACCAGCGAUAUCAAUAACAGAAAGCAGCGUAUUGGAGCGGAAGGCACCAGUCCAAAAGCUGUUGGUGAUAGUGUUGGUAGCAAUAUUAGUAAGCAGCCCAGGGGAGCUCCAGAUGGCAGUAUUUUAGUGGCGGAAAGGACAACAGACAUGCAGCAAAAGUUUAGGAGUAUGCUGGAAGAGAUGGAGAUUGUGAAAACAUGGGACGCUGAGCUGGCAUCUGAGGAUUGGGUGGGCGACAGUAAGGAGGCCAGAAAUAGGGAGCUGGGAGAGGAAGGAGCACACUUUUGAGAAGAAAAGAAAGGAAGGGAGUAGGGAGAGUCCUAGCCUCUCGAAAGCUGGUGGGUGUGUGGGUUUUAUUUUGCUUGAGUUACUGUAAUGAUUUAUCUUUUGGAAUGUUAUUGUGCUAGUUGGGGAAUUUCAUGUGUGUUAGUUUCCGGAGAGGUUGAUUACUUGUGUUGAUGGGAGUAGGCAGUGUAAUCAAACUCAUCAUUUGAUAUAAUGCUCCAGUUAGAUUAAUUG
Molecule: messenger RNA, 1336 nt
Organism: Mangifera indica (mango)
Lineage: Eukaryota; Viridiplantae; Streptophyta; Magnoliopsida; Sapindales; Anacardiaceae
Exons: 7
Coding region: 178-834 (218 amino acids)
Molecular function (GO): transcription corepressor activity; protein binding
Source: RefSeq, a predicted model, not a curated record